AUAAUGUCACAACAGAGUGACGUUCUUCCAGCCUUACAUUCAAGUACUGAAGUAGAAUUAAAUGAUUUCGGUGUUUUUGUUUUUAACGAAAAAGCUUUUCCAGUCUCGCUUGUGUCUUCCUUGCAAGGGACCAAGCUAAAGUCACCGGGUAUUGAAAAGAAAGAAGCAAAAGUACUUAAACAGUUUCAACAUAUUGAUAAAGAAGCCUGUUGGUUAAAAGCAGACGCAGUGAGAGGCAGGGAUCCAAGUCGUUGGCGUCGUGACUUGGCAGGGAAUGUGAUUUGUAAAAAGUUGAGAGGUUGCAGAGGACCUUUCUGCAUGGAUUUUGAUCACGUUGUACCCUUGAGUAAAGGUGGCGAAAGCGUCUUGGACAAUUGUCAGGUUCUCCAAACAACAGCCAACCGCCACAAAGGUGACCGCCUCGUAGAACCAACUACGGAUAUCAAAAAGUAUUACAAAGAAAUUUCUGAUAGGCGAGUAUUGCCUUUACAAAGACAUCUUGAUAUUGUGGAGUUCUAUGUAUAUGGAGGUUCGUUUUCAAGAUUGUUUUUGGAAAGUAACUUGACUCUUCGUUAAGAUGUUAUCCGUCAUGGAAGACGAUAUUAUGGACUACCACUACCAACUUAUGAUUCAUUUUGUCCUGUGAUGUGAAAUGGUAAACAAAUAUCUUUUCAAAUAGUGGUGUGUAGAAUAUUAUAUUAUGUCCUUGAAACUCUGAUUUUUC
Messenger RNA from Galdieria sulphuraria, 724 nucleotides. RefSeq names its product endonuclease isoform 2. The record is from RefSeq and is a predicted model, not a curated record. The transcript has 4 exons. Lineage: Eukaryota; Rhodophyta; Bangiophyceae; Galdieriales; Galdieriaceae. The coding region runs from base 4 to 576 and encodes 190 amino acids. Gene Ontology annotation, molecular function: nucleic acid binding; zinc ion binding; endonuclease activity.